Messenger RNA from Pyricularia pennisetigena, 777 nucleotides. RefSeq lists its product as uncharacterized. The transcript has a single exon. The coding region runs from base 1 to 777 and encodes 258 amino acids. Lineage: Eukaryota; Fungi; Ascomycota; Sordariomycetes; Magnaporthales; Pyriculariaceae. The record is from RefSeq and is a predicted model, not a curated record.
AUGUCUUAUGCGUACUACGACCGGCUGAUAGCCGCUUUCGCAGCCGACAAUGGCACCCUUCAGUGGUCGAGCCUGACGCACUCGACCAUCGGCAUGAUCCAGUACGUCUACUACAUCUACCUUAGCCACGUCGACGGCCUAGGCCCGCUGCCGCUCUGGAUACACCUCUUCCACCUCGCCCACGACGGCAUCUGGGCCUACAUCAUGUUCCAGGAGGCGCCCCGGUACGACUACCAUCCGUACUUUACGUCCAUGGCAAAGGGACUCGUCGUCUGGAGCAUCUUGGAAGUGUACUGCAUCUACCGCGCCAUCGUCUACGAGCGAGAGGGACUCUUUAGCGACGACGACGACAACAACAACGGCAAGAUCAAAAAGAAGAACAAGAAGAAUAAGAAGGCCAAAACCAGCAAAAGACCCAGCAAGACGAUGGCGUGCAUGCACAGCUUCAUCAUCUUCUUCACCUUCUUCUGCCUCGUCCUGACCAUCAUCUACAUGGUCGGCAGGGAGUCCUUCCCGCACUGGACGCUGCUGGCCAAGAUACUCGCGUGCACCGGGGCGGGCGGCACGUGGAUGCAGCGGGGCACUCGGAGGGGCACGAGGAUGAGCCUGGCGCUCCUGUCCGUGUUCGACUCCAUAACGUGCUUCUGGCCCUACUCGAGAUGGGUGCUCGUCUGGCCCGAGGUGUUUGACAACCCGGCGUACUACCUCACCGGCGUCUGCUGUACGCUUUCGUCUCUGUUCAAUGUGUACGUCUUGACCCAGUUGCCAAAGGCUUGA